Messenger RNA from Pseudogymnoascus destructans, 1555 nucleotides. RefSeq lists its product as uncharacterized. The record is from RefSeq and is a predicted model, not a curated record. The transcript is spliced from 3 exons. NCBI's taxonomy places the organism in Eukaryota, Fungi, Ascomycota, Leotiomycetes, Thelebolales, Thelebolaceae. The coding region runs from base 1 to 1140 and encodes 379 amino acids.
AUGGUUCGCUACCUGUCCAGUAAUGGUACUGGCAGUAGUAGUGGUGGUACCGAUUAUGAUUAUGGUACUGGCAGCGGCAGCGGCAGUGCUGAUACCAACUAUGAUUAUGGUACUGGUACCGGCAGUGGCAGCGGCAGUGGAAGUGGAAGUGGAGGUAGCGGCGGUCCCUUAUUUCCACGACAAACUCCCUAUUUUCACAAUCAACGACAUGUGUACCAUACAAUGUCUUCAAUGGCUAAAGAAGUAAAGCGUUUACCCAUUGAAGACAUUGAACAGAUAAAGAUUCGUGGACCACUAGCACAUCAAACUGAGACCGGCCAAGUUUACAAGGCUAUCCUCGGUCUCAAUACAUAUGCUGUGAAAUUAUUCGAGCCCUAUAGCGCAAAAUGUAAACGUUUAGAUCGCCAUCGCCUCCAGUCAUAUAACCUCUCAGAUGCUGAACUAGAAGCACGCUUCCAUCCGUGGAGACGAGAGAGACGCGUUUAUGAGCACAUCGAUAAACACAUUUCGUACCCAACGCGACAAUUCUUUCCUAUAUAUUACGGAGCGACAAUGUUAAGUUGGAAGUUAUGUCCCCGUGAAUGGCGUACUUUCCACAACAACAGAGAGGAUGUUCCUAUCAUUAUUCUUGAACUUCUCGAUGGGAUAGAGGUACAUAAUGCCCAGGGCGAUGUACGGAUCAGUAAUUCAACGCGUCAAUAUGCACAAGAGCUGUAUAAGAAUGGACUGGACGCCGAGUAUGUUCACAUCUAUAUUCAUUGCAUGGAAAAGAUGGAAGUAUUACAUGGUGCAAGGGUCAUUCACGGAGACAUCAAGCCUGACGUUUUUAUGAACUGUGCGUCGGUCAUAUGUGACUUUAGUAGGUCAUGGUCGUGGGAUGAGGGUAAAGAAGAGCCAUGCCUUGAUGCGUUUAGUCCACACCGAGGUCCAAAGAGCUUUGAGGAUCGCAGAAAAGGAGAACAAGACUCUCUGCGGACUAUGGUGAUAAGAGAGCAUGAUGGGCCUGGGACUGAACUCCGUGGUCGUGUCCCGUCCCUCCGUCAUCGCCCACUUCAAAGGAAACAGUUGCCGCAUUCAACAUUUGUAGGUAUUCUUCUGGAAUCAGCACAGAAGCUAAUCCAAAGGACGCAGUUCAACUAGCAGUCGAUACUAAGGCAGUGAAGAUAGAGAUACUGUGUUUGACGCAAAAUCAACAGCCGAUAUUCACAGGGUGCUAACAAUAUUGUGGUGGGUUACAUACACGAUAGGAGUCGCGCAUGCGACAAUUACAAACAAAGCGAAUGGGUAGGUUCCUCGCCAGGCCACUCGAGCGCGUCCUGUAGAUAUUGCUCAAGCUCGUCUGUAAUGGUUUCCCGAAUCAUCAGCUCUUCGAAAUUGGCCUUGCGAUACUUAUCGUAAUUGGUAAGCUUCUUCUUAGGAUACUAUGUUGUAACAGAUAGUGUUGGCAUUAAAGAAGCCGCUACAGCUAGGACUGAAUCCUCUAGCUUAUACCUACUCUUCCAUAAAGCGUCGACCUUCUGCAUACCAUCUUCGACCUCUUUGGGCGUCUACUUAC